This is a messenger RNA of Cyprinus carpio (common carp), 636 nucleotides long. RefSeq lists its product as uncharacterized. The record is from RefSeq and is a predicted model, not a curated record. NCBI's taxonomy places the organism in Eukaryota, Metazoa, Chordata, Actinopteri, Cypriniformes, Cyprinidae.
AGGAAACAUAUAAAAAGACCCGCCGGCAAAUGUGUGAUUCAAUGCGCACACUGACAUUUAGCACUUUGUUUCAAUUUGUUCGGCAUCCACCUCUUUUAUCCAAGAUGAGAAUUAGUGUACCCAUAAUCCUCUUUGUUGCAGCGACAGGUUUCCACAGUGUGAUUUCAGCAUCUCUGCAAUGUGACGAAAGGACUAAAUUGCCAGAAGAGAGAGCGUUUGAAGAGAACAGCACGACUCCACAAACAGAUGAGUCGGAGUAUGAGGCUGCUCAUGUGAAAGAUGGAGAGACAAAGGCAGUGACAGACACUACAGAGCAAAACUUGCUUGAGAAGGAAGAUAGUCAUGAUGGUGAGAGAGAGGCGCUGACAGAUGCUACAGGCGCGAACACCGGAAGUGACGCGCCCAUAGAUUCAGACUCUGGGGACGACACCUCUCAACAGAACACAGAACACAGUGAGCAUGUGGAAGAGAAUGUGAAAAGUUCUGAGGAUUUCAGUGAUGAAGAAUACGAUGUAUAUUACGAUUAAGACAGUGUGAAGCAGCUGUGUGUAAUCCAUCUAACAUCUUUAAAACUAAAUGCAUUGUUUUAUAAAGCAUGUUGCUGAACAUUCUAACCAACCGUGUGUACCACCUGGA